AUGUCUAGUUUUCUUUUGCUUCCCGCUGUAGGACAACGACAACAAAAACAACAACAACGGUUUCAACACGAUGCAGUCCUCGGAGCGCCGAGGGGGGUGGCGGACAACCAGGUCGGCCUGAACGAACAGAUUUUUGCGAGCCAGGCGCUGCUGUACAAGUGCCGACGUCGCAAGGCGGCCAUCUCCGGAGAUGACGUCGGAUGCCUCCUGCAGCUGGCGCUACAGUUUACCGGCCGGGGGCUACGAGCUGUGCUAGUUCAGGAACAGAACGUCUCGAGACCUUCUCUGCUUCCUAUCGCCACCCGUCCUUUUCUCAAAAGUGUGUCCCUUGGUUGCCUCUGUAAACAUGGUCGCAAUCCCGAACUCAAGCUGUGCCUUGGAGUGUGCGCCUGCGCCGUGAGGCACUCCGGCUGGGAUUCGUCGAAGGUGGUUCCGGACAUGGUGAUGUACUGCCAAAAGGCGUCCGAGGAUACGGGCCACGGCGACCCCGGUCCCCGCGUUCUCAUGCUGGAACUCCUAACGGUCCUCCCCGAUGAAGCCACAGCCCGUGCCGGCAUCAGCGCGCCCCCCGAGAGGCGCAAGGAGUUCCUGUGGACGCUCCGCCAGGGGGGAGAGGCGGGACGCUUGGCGCUAGGGGUGCUUUCUCAGCUCAUGGAGCCAGGGGGACUGCCCGCCGAGGGGGCCGUGGGGGCCACCUUGAGGUGCGCCCUGGCGUGGAUGCAACUGGAGGCGGUGGAGAGGGCGGACAUGUUGGCCUCCCCUGUCAUGGCCCUGGCGCUGGAGGCCCUGGAGAGCCCGGAGGCGUGCGAUGACGCCUGCGAGCUCGUGACGAUUUCACUGGAGGCUUUUACGGAACCAGAGGCUUCUGAGGAAAUGUUGCCGAGGGUCUUAACCAGGGCGCAGGCUCUGGCCAACGCUCCGUCGGAGGAAGUAUGCCGCUGCCUAGCAAUGGUCUUUGCCUCGGCGGCCUGCGCGUACCUACCGGGCAUCCUUAAGCCUGAGCUGGGUGGGCACUGGAGCUCCCUUCUGCAGAUCAUGGUCGGCAUGCUGAACCACCCCUCCCUGGAGAUCGCCAGCCUUGCCCUCGAGUUCUGGGGGAUGCUGGGGGAGCUGCUGACGGAGACGGCUGCGGGGGGGCGGGGCCCGCGCAGCCCCCCCCUGGAGGAGUCCGUGCGUCGCGCGUGCAAGGUUUCUAUGCUCCGCGCCCGCUACCCAUCGGACGACUGCGGCGGAUUGGGGGGAAUGGACGAGGACUCGAGGGAUGAGCUGGAAGACUUUAGAGAUCAGGUGCAGGAGCUCCUUCAGACCCUCAUCAUGCCCGCACCCCCGUGGGAGCAGAAUCAGCAGCGGUCUUCCUCCAAGGGCGGCGGGGCUGCUGGAACCCCGUCCCCUCCCAGGCCAGGCUUCCAUGUUAGAGGAAGCGGGGGCGGCGGCAUUUUCAGCGGGCGGGGCUGGGAACGGGCGGGGGGGGUGAACGGUAUCGGGGCGGCGAUGAGUCCUGACAACGGGCCGGGUAUGUACCCAGGGCGGCGUUCUUCUCCUUCUCUGUCUACAGCGGCGGCGACGGCUGCGGUUACCCCUGACGGCAGCAGGAGGAGCAACAGCGACGGCGGUGGGAGUGCAAGCGGUCGUCGCCGCAGCUUGGGGGAGGACGGGGCGGGGAUGGACAUGGUGCUGUCCCCGGUGCAGAGCGGGCUGCUGGAGUGGCUGGAAGGGCUGGCCGCUUCCAGCACCCGCGAGGCCCUCCAGGAGCAGCAGCAGCAGCAGCGAUACAGCGGCACGUCCAGCAACGGCACCAUCGGCGGUGGCUUGGAUGGCAGCAUCAACAGCGGCGGCAGCGGGGGAGCGGACCCUUCCGCUACAGCCCAAACGGGCGGAGGAGAAGCAGGAGGAGCGUUGUUGGACGGCGCGGCAGGUGGAGGGGGGCGGGGAGGGGACUGGUCGGGAGUCGAGGUUGCGCUCCGCAUGCUCAGCGCCGUCACCAAGGCGAUAAACCUACGCGACUUCUGCUCCCCGUCCCCCUCCUCCGCUGCGCCGGCCCUGUUGGGAGGAGCCGGCACGAGCGGUGAUCCCGCAACCACCGCCGCCGCCGCCGCCGCGUUCCGGGGAUACGUCCCCGCGGGCAGCGGCGUUGUCGGUGAUGGUGGUAGGGGAACGGGAGCCACGGAGGCGCUCGUGGACAUGCUGCCGUCGCUACCGCCGGGCCGGAGGGAGUUGCAGAGAUCCGCGGCGGUUUUGGUCGGGGGGCUGGCGGCGUGGCUGGCGAGGAGGCCGAGGAGCCUGGAGCCAGCGCUGCAGUCGGUGCUCGGGGUGCUGGGGCUGGAGGAGGAAGGGGGGGGGCAGGCGUUCAUGCGGGACAAGGGCGAAGACCACGUGGUGGGUGCGGUGGCCCUGUCCAAGUUGGUCUCCGCUGCCGGUCCGUCCCUGGCGGCCGUCCGAAGCCUCCCCACGCACCUCCUGCAGCGGUACCACGGCCUCUCUUCACAGCUCCAGAGCCAUCGGUUGCUCCGGCCCAGGCCGGUAGCAGAAGGCAGAGGGCCGCCACCGGGGCCCGCGGCACCUGCGGCGCAGCCGUUGCCCUCCGAGCGACUCGCGGCAUCUGGCCCCGCUGCUUGCCGCGGCACCGGCAGUGCUUCGUUUCCGUGGCAAGCAGCAGGCGGUGACCGUCCUCUAAGCCUAGAGCAGCAGCGCCGUUCAGCGGAGGCGGGGAGCGGGGGGAAAGCCGCUGACGCGGCGGCGGCAGCGCGGCCCCCCCCUCCGUUGCAUGCCGGCAGCCUGAGGCUGUUCUUGGGGAGUAUCUGUCGGAUGCUGGGGGAGGCCCCGAGGGCGGGGGCGGUACUAGAGCAGCAGCGCGGGGGGGGGUCCGGUACGGGCUCGACGGUAGAGGUGGAGGAGGUGCUUCAGGCGCUGGUGGAGGGAGAGUUGCGGUACCUGGGAAGCGUGCUCGACCGCCGGCGAGAGCUGGGUGAGGAGAGAUAG
This is a messenger RNA of Ectocarpus sp. CCAP 1310/34, 2979 nucleotides long. Lineage: Eukaryota; Phaeophyceae; Ectocarpales; Ectocarpaceae. The record is from the annotation of a GenBank genome assembly.